Messenger RNA from Candoia aspera, 3068 nucleotides. Its product is annotated as acyl-CoA (8-3)-desaturase-like. The transcript is spliced from 12 exons. Gene Ontology annotation, biological process: lipid metabolic process. Gene Ontology annotation, cellular component: membrane. The record is from RefSeq and is a predicted model, not a curated record. Bases 24 to 1427 code for a protein of 467 amino acids. Lineage: Eukaryota; Metazoa; Chordata; Lepidosauria; Squamata; Candoiidae. Gene Ontology annotation, molecular function: oxidoreductase activity, acting on paired donors, with oxidation of a pair of donors resulting in the reduction of molecular oxygen to two molecules of water.
ACGAAGGCUCAGUCGGGGGCGCGAUGGGCUCCCAGCAAGAAGGAACCGGGAGCGGGCGGAGGAGGGAGGCCGGUCCCGCUGCCGGCCUUUCCUGCCCGCCGCGGCGGUUCACCUGGGAGGAGAUUGGGCUGCGCACUGGCCAGAGAGACCAGCCACGGGAGCGCUGGCUGGUGAUUGACAGGAAAGUCUAUGACAUCAGCCAGUUCUACAGGAGGCACCCAGGGGGCUCCCGGGUCAUCUGCUGCUACGCAGGGCAGGACGCCACGGAUCCUUUCACAGCAUUUCAUGUUGACAAGACUCUAGUAAGGAAGCAUAUGGCACCACUUUUGAUUGGGGAAUUGGCACUUGAUCAGCCCAGCUUUGAACCUAGCAAAAAUAAAUUGUUAGUAGAAGAUUUUCGGGAGUUGCUGUCCACUGUUAAAAAGAUGGGACUCUUCAAGGCAGACCAAGUCUUCUUUUUCCUGACCCUUCUGCAUAUUUUACUGCUGGAUGCUGCUGGCUGGUUUGUCUUGUGGUAUUUUGGGACAUCUGUAAUGCCUUUUCUUCUUGCCACAGUGUUGCUGACCUUUGCUCAGUCUCAAGCAGGUUGGCUACAACAUGAUUUGGGACAUCUUUCGGUCUUCAGCAGUCCAAAAUGGAACCACCUUCUUCACGAAUUUGUGAUGUGCCAUCUAAAGGGCCUUUCAGCUAAUUGGUGGUCUUUGCACCAUUCCCAGCAUCAUGCGAAACCCAACUGUUUCCAGAAGGACCCAGAUAUUUCAUUUCAUCCCACCGCUUUUUCGUUAGGGGAGCCUCUCUCUUUGGAGCUGGGUUUGCAGAAGAAGAAAUACAUGCCUUAUAACUACCAGCACAAGUAUUUUUUCUUCACAUUGCCACUAAUUGUAACCCUAGUUUUUCAAGCUUACUCAUUCUACUUUAUACUCCAACGCAAACUCUGGAGGGAAUUAGCAUGGUGUAUGGCAUAUUUUGUCCGAACCUUUAUUGCCUUCACCCCCAUAUUGGGAUUCAAGGGUGUUGUGGGACUCCUCCUUCUUCUGAGUAUUCUUGAGGGUAUCCUAUUUAUAUGGAUAACACAGAUGAGUCAUAUUCCUAUGCACAUUGAUCGUGAUAAAAACAAGGACUGGUUCUCUACACAGCUUCAGGCAACAUGCAAUGUGAAUCAAUCUUUUUUCAAUGACUGGGUAACAGGGCACCUGAAUUUUCAGAUUGAGCACCAUCUCUUCCCUACAAUGCCUCGACACAACUUUUGGAAGGUGGCUCCUUUGGUGAAGGCCAUGUGUGCCAAACAUGAUAUUGAAUAUCAGUCAAAGCCCCUCUUCACUGGCUUUGCUGACAUUGUGCGUUCCUUGAAGGUUGCGGGUGAAAUCUGGUUCAAAGCAUAUCAUCAUGAACAGAAAAUACAAAAUCCUAAAAUCUGCCUUCAAUAAGGGAAGAAAGGUGAAGAGACAUGGUGGAUCUGAGAAGGACCUGGCAUAGGCUUCUGGCAUUGGAAACCUAAAGUAAUUUGUGUAUGAAACAGACUGCUGGAGAGACUUUUUGCAUGUUUCCUAAUGAAUAUAAGCACUGCAAGCAGCACAUCUUCUCUUUUCUGCUUCUGGAUCUUGGGCGCAUCUCAAAAAUUUUCAUAGAAUUGCUUUGUUGUUGUUGUUGCUGCUGUUGUUACAGUUAAUACCCCUUUCGCAAGGGUCAUGAAAAUAAACUUAAUAGCUUUUACAGUGGAUCCUAGAUUAGGGAAUGAGAUUAGGCCACAUUAGCAGGUGUAAAACAUACCUCAGAUGCUAGGAAACCAAUCCACAUUUCUCCCACUUCGUCUUCACCAUUUGGAGAUUCCAUAUUAUUUACCUAAUGCCUAUCUCACCCAGAGCUUCCAAUACUAGUAGAAAUAGUACUGUUUCCUCCUCCCUCGUUAAUAAAAAAGAGAAAAACCACCAAACAAAUUAUGUAUCUCGCUAAGAUGUCCAUGCAUGCCUGUAUUUCUCUGUGAUUCUCCAUUCUAGGGGCUUCUCCCUGUGCUGGGCAGGGUGAUGGAAAUACAAGCUGAGAAACAGGGGGUAUGGCAGGCAGUCUUGCCGAUGGAAACCCAGAGCACAGGAGAAAUGCGUGAUCAAGUCAGUGCUGAAAUGACAAACAGAAAAAGAACCUGGUUUUAUGAGAGCGCAGAGGAAGUGGCAUUUUUCAGUGUUUACAGCAUGCUGACAUGCCAGAACGGCUUCAAGCCGGCCUCAUGAUAUGGCCAGGGGCAUGUCCAGCAGCAGAUACAAGGUAUAAUCCUGGUGGUGUAAGGCUCGUUAUAAACACAGGCUUGUUUGUGGGUGUGUUUUUUUUUAAUGUCCAUCCAGAAUGAGAAUAAAUGGUAUAUUGGAAGUAAGAAAAACCUGAAAUCAAGCUAAUCUGAAAAGUAGUAGCAGGGUGAAUAAUUCACUUUGGAUUAAGAGUAAACCACUAAGAGACCAGAGACAGAGAAUUUGUAUUUUGUGUAUCCAUCUGGAACACUUUUUUGAAAUUAAAUAAUACAGUUAUUAAAAUGGGCAACAGGAAAGAGUUGAAAGCAGAAUCCUGUGCAUUUAUGCAAAAGUAGCACAAUUCAAUGAAGCUUACUCCUAGAUAAGAUGGCAAUCCGAAACCGCGCAGCGGGGUGAGCUCCCGUUGUUAAUCCCAGCUCCUGCUCACCUAGCAGUUCGAAAACAUGCAAAUGUGAGUAGAUCAAUAGGUACCGCUUCGGCGGGAAGGUAACGGCGUUCCGAGUCGUCAUGCUGGCCACAUGACCCGGAAGUGUCUAUGACAACGCCGGCUCCAAGGCUUAGAAACGGAGAUGAGCACUGCCCCCUAGAGUUGGAUUCGACUGGACUUUACGUCAAGGGAAACCUUUACCUUUACCUUUACCUUUACCUUUACUUAGUUCUUCUUUAAACACUCUUAAGUUAUUCAUAAUUUGUUAUUUAGAAUUCUGCACAAUGCAUUAUACCACCAAGAUAUCAGAAUACAUGGAAAUAUAUGUACUGAUGUAGUUUGCAUGCAUUGUGUAUUAAUGUCAAUAAUAAUAAUAAUAAUUUGAAAAUCAAAUGAAA